Perca fluviatilis (European perch) is the source of this 1864-nucleotide messenger RNA. RefSeq lists its product as uncharacterized. The transcript has 6 exons. NCBI's taxonomy places the organism in Eukaryota, Metazoa, Chordata, Actinopteri, Perciformes, Percidae. Bases 55 to 1371 code for a protein of 438 amino acids. The record is from RefSeq and is a predicted model, not a curated record.
CACACAGACAGGUGAAGCCUCUCCAGUCAGUCAGUCAGUCAGUCAGUCCGGUUGAUGAAGAUGAAGACGAGUCUGCGGCUCUUCCUGCUCGUCGCCGUGGCGACCUGCGCUGCCGGGAAGCCUCUGAGCAAGGCAGCGGACCGGAACAAGCUGCUGCUGGUCUCCUUCGACGGCUUCAGGUGGGACUACGACCAGGACGUGGACACGCCGCACCUGGACCAGCUGGCGCGGGACGGGGUCAAGGCCAAAUACAUCACCCCCCCGAUGCUGACCAUGACAUCACCGUCCCACUUCACCACCAUCACCGGCCGCUGGGUGGAGGACCACGAAGUCGUCCACAACAUGAUGUUUGACCCCAAGACGAACCUAAAACUCCCUCACAAACAGACUCUGAAACAAUCAAAGUGGUGGGACAACGGAGUCCUGCCGCUAUGGAUCACAGCGCAGAACCAGGGUCUGAAGACCGCGUCCUUCUACUUCCCCGGUGGCGCGGCUAACUACAGCGGCCAGGCGGUGGACCGCGUGCGCGUGACGGACGCCGGCCACCCGGACGACAACGAGACGGAGUGGCGGCAGAACAUCGACACGGUGAUGAGCUGGUUCGCCGACGAAGACUUCGACCUGGUGACGCUGUACUACGGCGAGCCGGACAACGUGGGCCACGCCCACGGCCCGGACACGCCCGACAGGAAGCGGAUCAUCCGGCAGAUCGACCGCACCGUGGGCUACCUGCGGGACGCCAUCGGACGCCACCGGCUCAACGACAGCCUGAACGUCAUCAUCACCUCCGACCACGGCAUGACCACCGUCAAGAAGCGCCCGCAGGUGGACGAGAUCGUCCUCAACAAGUACCUGAACUUACUGAAGCUCGUCAGCUUCGAGAUCCUCGACUACGGCGGCUUCGGCAUCCUGACGCCGCGGCCGGGCAGGGAGCAGGAAGUGUUCGACGCCCUGUCCGGCGCGCCCAACCUGACCGUGUACCGGAAACACCAGCUCCCCGAGAGCUUCCGGCUCGCCAAGAGCCAGCGCCUGCCGCCCAUCGUGGUCGUCGCCGAUCUGGGCUUCAACCUGAACUCCAGAUUCAUCGUCUACGUGAACAAAGGCGACCACGGCUACCAUAACGGAGAGAUGGACAUGAAGAUGAUCUUCAGGGCCUUCGGACCCGACUUCAAGAAGAACUUCGUGUCCGGGCCGUUCGACAGCAUCCACAUCUACCCUCUGAUGUGUAAAGUGCUGCAGAUCGAACCGGCGCCGCACAACGGGUCUCUGGAGCAGACCCAGGACCUGCUGCUGCACAGCGGGGGGGGGUCCCAGAGAGGCCGGCUGUCUGCUGCUCUGCUGCUGCUGCUCAUCACAUCCACGCUGCUCUAACUGACCCAGGACCACUGGAAACUAAACUCAACUGCAAUGAAAAGAUUAAAAAAAAAAAAAAGAGGAAUAUUCUGGCAGCUGGGGCCCCCAAAAUAUACCUCACAAUAACUUGUCCUUUAAAUAAAUACAUACAUGUUCCUUAAUUACAGUUUGUAGCUUUAAUUUUAACAUAAAAUGUGUGUAUUUUUUGGCUUUGUAAUGUUUAACAAACAAUAUUUACACCUUUUUAAAAAAGGUAAUUUUAUCUAAUUUAAGAAACGUAUUUACAGUAUUGAACUUGAAUCGAACGAUUUUUUAAAUAAAAGAUAAAUAUUUGGAAAAUUAUAAGUUUUGUGAAUGCAUUUUCAAAAAACAUCCCCGUAACACCAUCACCAAAAAAGGAUCGAUCAAUAUCUCUCUCUCUAUUUCCGUUUAAUACAGGAUAAUGUAUAUGUAUAUACAUAUAUAUAUCGAUCGAUAUAUAUAUAUAUACAUACACACACACAUAGUGUAU